Trichoplusia ni (cabbage looper) is the source of this 2344-nucleotide messenger RNA. RefSeq names its product cystathionine beta-synthase-like. The record is from RefSeq and is a predicted model, not a curated record. Lineage: Eukaryota; Metazoa; Arthropoda; Insecta; Lepidoptera; Noctuidae. The transcript has 7 exons. Gene Ontology annotation, cellular component: cytoplasm. Gene Ontology annotation, molecular function: cystathionine beta-synthase activity; cysteine synthase activity. Bases 77 to 1222 code for a protein of 381 amino acids.
UUGUAUUUUUCAAGAUAACAAAUGUAUUAUUGUAACGGGAGAUAAAAGUUCUUCGCCAAGAGUAAAAACCGUUAAUAUGCUUGGAGCUGAAGUAAUCCAGGCCAAUAGUAAGGAUUUAGAAACUUCUUUACUUCAACAACUAAAAGAAGAAAAUCCGGAUACUUACGUCACGUUGAAUGAGCAUGACAAUGACGUUAAUCCAAGAACGCACUAUGAAGCAACAGGUUUGGAGAUAGUGUCUGCGUUAGGGAAUGUCGAUAUGGUGGUGAUGGGAGCCGGCAGCGGGGGCACCAUGACCGGUGUAGCACAGCGGCUGAAACAGCAGAACCCUCACUGCAUCGUGGUAGCGGCAGAACCCGACGGCUCUACCAAAAUCCGCUCUGAUGGGAAAUCACAUCCAUUUUUGGUGGAAGAAAUCGGAGGCAAGUUAACAUCGAGUGUCCUCGACCUAUCUUUAAUUGACCAAAUUGAAAUGGUGACAGACAAGGAGUCUUUUCUCAUGGCGCGGGAGCUGGCGAAGAAAGAGGGGCUGCUAUGUGGUGGAAGUAGUGGAACAGCCAUGUCAGCAGCUAUCAAGGCUGCCAAAGCGCUGAACUUCGGCAUCGGCCAGCGCGUGGUGGUGAUCUUACCAGACGGCAUACGUAAUUACAUGUCCACCUUCGUCAGUGACCCCUGGAUGGAAGCCCAAGGGUUCAUGGAACCCCCUGCACAUAGUAUGACGUGGUGGAACAGACCCAUUUGUGAUUUGAACUUGCCUCACUCAUACCCCAAGUUGGAUAGAGAGUGCACUUGUAGGCAAGCCUUGAAGGCCAUGAGAAUAAACAAAGUCAGCAUAGCCGUAAUCGUCGAUAAAAAUGGGCAUUUCGUAGGCGUCGUCUCCAAGAACAGUCUUCGCAACAAGGCAACGAACCCUCCGCAGCUACCAGGACAAAAAUGCAAAGAAUUAGACUUUGAAGACGUGAUCACCAACGUUCUCGACGAAGACGUUUUCACUUUAGCUGUUGACGAUGACAGUGCGAGCCCGACUAUCGGUCUCCUGUCACGUAUGCUGGACAUUACUCCCUUCGUCAUUAUAGGGAAUAAAACAACCGAUGUGGAUACAGAACAAGAAUACUUCGUUCCGAGCAGUGUGGUGACUGGCGACGAUAUCCUGGACUAUAUAGAACUGACGCCAGAUACAAGGACAGACACAGGAAACAAAAAGAAGUCGCUUACCACUUAAUAAUUAAGUCAUUUUAUUCAACUGCACGUAUAGCCGAGUGGCAAAGGUCACCACGCUAAACACAGUGUGCGCGACGUGGCUGGGUUCGAUUCCCGCGUAUUCCCCGCGCCACAAGAAUUAAAUGACUUAGUGCAGGAGUCGUUGUAAAAAAAGUGAAGUUGUUAAACCUAAGUACUAUAAAAUUGUUUAGUAUCUAAUCGAAUGAAUGCACCGUCCGUUUGAUAUGAUGUAGAUAUUGUUAUUUAAACGGAUCAAACAUACAUAAAAAUAUAAACAUAAUGUUUAGUCACUCAUUAUAUUUGAUGUGUACAUAUAUUGAUCGUUUUACCUACUGAAUAAAUUAUUAUAGUAAAUCAUCAGUUUUUAAUCAUUAAGUGACCUACUUUUGCUCCGGUGGGUGGAGGUUUACCCACAUUUGGGUAUCAGUACCAUAACAUAUUUUGACUAAAUCCUCGUGUGAGUACGGUUGCCUAAGGAAGCGGUCUACCAAUUUUGUAGAAGAGUCAUAAGUUGACAUAAGUAGCUGUUAGAGUAUUUAUUAGUAGCAAAAGAGUUGUUCAACCUAAAGAAGAUGUGAUUCUUGGCAGAAAGUACCACAAGCACAGAUCGCAAACAUACUCAAUUUUAUACCAUCUGCCAGUAUGGCGUGAAAAUAAUGAAAUUGCCAUAGCAACUUAUACGAAUUUUGCAUAAAAACUACAAUGGCUGCUACCAAACUUAAUUAGCGUAACGGUAAUUAAAAGAAAAGCCAUAGGAAUUGAGGGCCUGAAAUUUGAUUGAUAAAUAAAAAAAAUGAUCCGACCUUUACUAUCUUUUAGCGCAAAUGAUUGUCCAAGUGUAACAUGACUAUUGGAAAAUACCCCUAAUCCUUGGCGGGGCAGACAAUUAUCUAUCAAUUUUGUAACUAGAUGCCAAUUGAACCAAUAUCAUAGAAGUAAUACCUUAGUUCUUACUUAUUUUAUGAAGGUAUUAAUAAACUCCACAUUGUAUCAAGUUCAUAUCGUGAUACUGAUGGUAUGAGAUGAAUUGUUUAUAGUGGUUAUGAUGAGCGUGUCUUUACGGUAUUGAACUACAAACUGUUCAAAACAGUUUUGUGGACCAAUGUAUUAACAUAAGUCUUAU